AUGCCGGAGGCACCACUUACUACCGCUGGACCCUUACACAGCGAUGAUGAACCCCUGAAUCUAUGUAUUAGAGAUCUUAGAGACUUAAAAAUACAGAUUCAAAAGAAAUUUGGAAAUAUAUACACUUCAACGCCAGAAAUCAAAACUGAAAUUGAGGAAGACUUAGAUAGCAUAAAGAGUGAACAACCUAACGCCAUAUCAGUUAUACAGAGGAACACCAACCUUCCUCACACAGCCAGCAGCUCGCCUGACCUUUCACACCAGACGAGAAUUGUCUCUCCCACCCUAUCUGAACCGGCUCAGUCCACUACCAAUGCAGAUGAUGAAAAGUUUCCUGGAUACGUGUAUUGGCCCAACGCUGGCAUAUAUAUGCAUCCAUUGGCAUUACAAACACAACUUCUUUAUUACCAGAAGCUAGCGGCUGCUGGACAGUUGCCACUAACUCAGGACAGAGAUAAACUAACACAAACAAGUGCUAACAGUCCCACAGAAAAGUCACUUGAUGAAAAUAAAAAUAAACUAGUAUUGAAGCAAAUUUCAGAACUUCUAGAUCCUAAAAUGAUUCCACAAUCGGUGGAUAAAAGCCCAGAGCCAACCAAAAAAAGAGUUUCACCGAAUCCGAAUCAAGGCCCUGUAAAAAGGAAGCGAUCAGCAAUUUUCAUUCCACCAAUGCCUGCUCGGAGCAACUCGUCGACGCCCACUACUGAAGUUAGUAUUUGCAAAUUUAAAUUUACUGGAGGCUCGAAACCAUCACUACAAGAAAAGAAAAUGCUUUCUGUAGAUUCUGGCGGUAACUUUAGGUACUACAGUGGAACUGGUACAAAAGGAACAAAGGGCUAUGACUACAUACAAAAGAACAAUGAAGAGAGGAUACAUUCGAUAGCACCACCACCAUCAAUUUCACCACCACAGAAAAGCUUGGUGCUCAAAGACGAACUCAGCAAGAAGAAGAGAAAGUCGAGAAAGACUUUACAAAGGGAGAAGUUGGAACAGGCAUUCAAGGAAAAGGGGUUUUUAAUACAGACACAACAGUUGCAGUCCGCAGAAGGUGCUACCUAUUGCAAGUUCAGGCAAUUGAGAAAGUUUACGAGAUAUCUGUUUAGAAGCUGGAAGGACUAUCUUCCUGGUGAAUUAGAAGAGAGGACGGCACAAGAGAAGGAAGGACAGGCCACCACGACGGCCAAUGAGGCUGGAGAAUGGGGGUGA
Messenger RNA from Pieris macdunnoughi, 1206 nucleotides. The record is from the annotation of a GenBank genome assembly. Lineage: Eukaryota; Metazoa; Arthropoda; Insecta; Lepidoptera; Pieridae.